Messenger RNA from Nezara viridula (southern green stink bug), 1920 nucleotides. Lineage: Eukaryota; Metazoa; Arthropoda; Insecta; Hemiptera; Pentatomidae. The record is from the annotation of a GenBank genome assembly.
AUGGAUGACAAUCCUCGAGCUGCUGUUUUCAACAUGGACAGGCUGUUGGCAGUUCUCCUUGUCUUCACCAUUCUCGGCGCUUCCCAGACUGUCUUAGCCUUGGACAGACUUGCAGAAGACUUGGCUUUGGUGAUGGCUGGCUUAAGAAGAUGCUUCCAAAGUUAUUGCUGUCCUAUGGAAUACAGAUGCAGUUCCGGGCUCAAAUGCGUUGAUGGAACAAGGUCUACUCCAAUGGUAAGGUGUAUUACAGGAUAAAAAUUGUUAGCAACAAGACAUUUCUCAAAAAGAAUUGGAAGAUCCUAUUUACCAUUCAGAAUUUUAUGCUUUUGAAAAAUGAAACAAAAAAAUACAUAUUUUUUCUCUUUGAAACAACUGUAAAGUCUUUUUAAUAGUUAAGAAGUUUUGGAACGUUAGACAUUUUUUUUUUUUUAAUUUUUGCUCUUUUAGAAGUCCUGAAUUUGUCAAUAUGCAUUAUUAUAAACGUUUUAAAAAUAUCUGUAUUAAUAAGAUUUUAGUCAAACAUCUCUAAUAAUAACCCGUGUGAAACAUUUGUUUUAGAAACCGCAUUUAUGGGCAUAUUAAUGUUGUUUAUUCACAAGUUUUUGAUGCAAGAAAUUAUAUGUUUUAACUACGUUAAGUUCCUUUAUAAAUCUUGAAAAUUUGGUUGUAUAUCAAUAUUUAUGUAUAAAAGAAUCUAUUUAUGUAUCUAAAUCAAUAUUUAAUGUCUUCUUAUAAUAAAUAACUUUAGCCAUAUAAUGGAGAGUAGAGAAAUUUCUUCUCAACUUGAAACUCCAAUCUACAGAAAUCUCUAAUAAAAUGCCAAGUAGGCACGAACAAUAAAAGUUUGUAAUUUCAUUAUUAUUAUUAUUAAUAUUGCAUUGUUAUUCCAAGAAGGAAUAAUACUAUCAUAAAUCCCUGUAUAACUUGUGUCUUUCACUUUUCAACAAAAAAUAAAACUACAGAUCAGGGCAAUCCAGAUAAAAAUGAGCUCAAAACAUUAAUGAACCUUAAACAUGCUCUUUAUUGACUAAUGAUAAACUUUAUUUUAGAGUAAAUUUCGAAGGUAAAAUAUUUUAUAAUUUUUAUUUUCCAUCCCUAUUCAAGAGGCUUAAAUUAGAUAUUUUUAGAUAUAAGGAGAUAGUUUCAAUGGUUCGGUAUAAUGAAUAAAACACCGAGUAAUUUAAAUUUAAAUCGAAAAAACAUUGUAUUAAUAUAAUAAAAGUCGAAAUCCCGCAUCAAUUUAUUGUAACAUUUUGGAUUUGUGUCAUACUGGAGUCCAUUUUUAUUAGGAUUUUAAUACAAUAGAAUAGAAAAAUCAUCUAUAUUCUGGGACUACGUCAGUUUAGAAUAACAGUAUUAUUCAUAUAAAUUAACCAUAAAUCUGGCCAAAAGCCUAUUACAAUGAAUAAUAACAAAUAAGUAUAAUAGCUCUUAGGAUAUAUUAACGAGAACAGUUGGGUAAUAGGGGUUCAGUACUACAAUAUUGAAGCUAAAACAAUAGCAUAAUAAUCACUGACUGAAAUUAGAAAGGAAAACAAAAUUAAUUUUAUAGGUAAAGCAUUGUAGUGAUGGAAUAUAAAAAUUAAAAAUAAUAAUAAUAAUAACUGUUAAUAUGUAAAGAAAUAAAUUGUUAAAAAAAAAUAAAUAAAAAAUAAAAUGAUAUACAUAUGUUCCCUAAGAUAUUUAAGUGAUUAUGCGUAAAGAAUAGGAGAAGAAAAAAUAAAAUAAAGUGUAUAUAUAUACACAUAGCGAGGAGUGUGUUGAAGAUAAUUAGAAAAUAAAAUACAUUUUAACGAAAUACAAUCUCAUGAAUAGAAACAUUAGAAAUUAAGAAAAACAAAUUUUAUCUACUCACAAUGCUUAGUGAGUGGUGAUGAAAAUUCGUGUUCAACACAGAAUAAAAAAUAAAAGAUAAGAGAA